CGGAGGAGGAGAGUAGAGAUGGCUUGUAAGAGAGAGUUGCUGCUGCUCCUGCUGUUGUUGCAGCUGCUGGUAGCAGCAGCAUCCUCGUCGGAGCAGCUCAUGGCGUUGCCCGGCUGCCAUGAUAAGUGCGGGAACACCGCCGUCCCCUACCCCUUCGGCAUCGGACCCGGCUGCUUCAGAGGAGGCUUCGACAUCACCUGCGACGGCGGCAGCCCGAGAGCUCUCAUCCCGGAUCUGGACUUGGAAAUCGAGAUCACGGAUAUAUCAUUAGCACCAGCCGAGGUACGUGCAAAGAUACCCAUGUCCUACCAGUGCUACAACGAGACCGCCAUGGUCUCCAAAGUAACGCCCAAGGUCGACCUCACGACGCGGCCGGCCUACAUUUUCUCGAGCACCCGCAACAAGUUCACCGCCUUGGGCUGCUUCACCCUGGCGCAUCUGGCUGCCUACAUCGAGGAGGAUGACUACCAGUACGGCGGCGCCUGCGUCUCCUACUGCUGGAAUGAGGAGAGCAUCGCUAAUGGCUCCUGCUCCAACAUGGGAUGCUGCCAGGUCUCCAUCCCGAAGCAGCUAAGCUCCAUAGAUAUCUACUUCCGAAACUAUGGCUACAGCGAUACUUGGAAUAUCAGUCCCUGCAGUUAUGCCUUCCUGGUGGCCCAGGACUCGUAUAACUUCAGCAGAUCUGAUCUCUCCUACGAUUUCGCCGUCAAGCACCGCAACCAUACCCCGGUGGUGCUAGAUUGGGCCAUACGGAACCAGUCUUGCCAGGAUGCAAGAGUGGAUCCAACAACCUAUGCAUGCCGCAGCAACAACAGCAUCUGCAGCGACGCAAGCAAUGGCCCCGGAUAUCUCUGCAGCUGCUUGCCGGGAUAUGAUGGCAAUCCCUACCUUCACGAUGGAUGCCAAGACAUCGACGAGUGCAAGCUCCCGGAGCAGUAUCCUUGCCAUGGGAUUUGCGUGAACAGACCAGGGAAUUAUAGCUGCGCCUGCCCUCAAGGAACGCAGGGUAAUGCAACGACGGAAAGCUGCAGGCCGCUCCGAGGCAAAGACAAGUUUCCCUUGCUAGCAAUCUUGGCUGGAGGCAUCAGUGUUAGCACUUUCUUCAUAGUUCUCAUUUGCUAUAUCCUUGCAAAGAGAAAGCUCGUUACGACCAAGCAAAAGUUCUUCGACCAAAAUGGAGGGUAUCUGCUGCAGCAACAAAUCAGUUCAAAAGGUGUUGCAUUUAAGAUUUACACUGUUGAAGAACUAAAAAGAGCAACGAACAACUUUAACACGGACCGAGUGUUAGGACAAGGAGGCUUCGGCACCGUUUAUAAAGGGAUCUUCGAAGACAAAACAGUAGUAGCCAUCAAGAAGCCUAAGAAAAUGGAAGUGGACCAAAUUGAAGAAUUUGCGAAGGAGAUGUUUAUCCUUUCCCAAAUAAACCACAAAAAUGUGGUUAAGCUCUUAGGCUGCUGCUUGGAAGUUAAAGUUCCCAUGUUGGUUUAUGAAUUUGUCUCCAACGGUACCCUCUCCGAUCACCUCCAUGGGAGAAAUCAGAAUUCCUCGCUUAACUUGGACAUGCGUCUCACGAUUGCUGUAGAGUCUGCGGAGGCACUUGCCUAUCUGCACUCCUGGGCCUCUCCACCUAUCCUGCAUUGUGAUGUAAAGUCUGCUAAUAUACUCCUCGACGAGAACUUUACUGCAAAAGUGUCUGAUUUUGGGGCUUCAAAGCUUGUUCCCAACGGACCAACUCAGUACGUUUCCGUAAUUCAAGGAACCUUGGGUUAUUUGGAUCCAGAAUUCCAAGCAGAUGGCCGAUUAACUAACAAGAGUGAUGUUUACAGUUUUGGAGUGGUUCUUCUGGAACUUCUGACAGGGAAGAGAGCAAUUUACUCUGAGGGAUCCGAGGAGAAGCGCAGCCUUGUAGCAAGUUUCUACAGAGCAAUGAACGAGGAUAGGCUUCUGCAAAUUUUGGACGAUCAAGUCAAGGAUGAAGGAGGGAUAGAGUUGCUCGAACAGAUUGCUGACCUUGCGGGGCGAUGUUUAGAUAGGAGAGGGGAAGAUAGGCCCACCAUGAAAGAAGUGGCGGAGGAACUCGAAAAGCUAAGGAAAUUCAAGCAGCAUUCAUGGGAGCAAAAUGAUCAUGAGGAGACAGACAGCUCACUUGAUGGAAGCCGGCCAACGGCAAUAUUGCCUCAUACUUAUUGAAACAUUACCGAGGUAUUUGUGAAGAAUUGCUACAGCGGCAUCCUGUGCUAAGAAUAAAAGAUGUAAUAAGUACUUGAUAAAUAGUUUAAACCAUGAGUUCUUAUU
Molecule: messenger RNA, 2295 nt
Organism: Phoenix dactylifera (date palm)
Lineage: Eukaryota; Viridiplantae; Streptophyta; Magnoliopsida; Arecales; Arecaceae
Product: wall-associated receptor kinase 3-like
Biological process (GO): protein phosphorylation; cell surface receptor signaling pathway
Cellular component (GO): plasma membrane
Molecular function (GO): calcium ion binding; ATP binding; polysaccharide binding
Source: RefSeq, a predicted model, not a curated record